CUAGCUUCCUCUGCUCUCCCUGAAAACCAGAAACAGUUUUAUCUGUUGAAAUGAGAGAAAUGCAUUUCUUCGUACCGGCUUCUUCGUCUUCAUCGUCCUCUCCGGCGAACCCUUCUUCGUUCUCGCUCUUAUUCCUUUCUCCGUCUCAGAAUCCCGAUAAUCUCUAUAAAUUCCAGUCGAAGAUCCACAUCCGAACCCAUGGAAACUCGGGUCAGUCCCUUCUCUCCCAUUCUCCAUGCUCGUCCAAGUACUCCUCUCCGGUCGUAGAGAGGUCUCCGUCAGGUGUGUCACCGAACGAUGACGUUCGUCCGGAGGGAGUUCUCGUGGUUCGCCGACCUGUUCUGGAGAAUUCCGGAGAGGAGCCAGUCGAGGAUGAGAAGACUACUUCGCCGGCUAGGAUAGAUUCAAGUCUGAGCGAGAUGGCGAGGAAGAUGCCGGUGUUUGAGCCGAAGAGAUCGGAGUCAUCGUCGGAGGCAGCGGGUACCAGGGUUCAGGAGAAGCCGCUUCUGGUGAACCUGGAUUUGGCGUUGUAUAGAGCUAAGGUUCUAACGAGGAAUUACAAAUACAAAGAAGCGGAGAAGAUUCUGGAGAAGUGCAUAUCCAUCUGGCCGGAGGAUGGAAGACCGUACGUGGCGUUGGGGAAGAUACUGAGCAAACAGUCAAGGAUGGCUGAUGCGAGAACCGUGUAUGAGACCGGAUGUCAAGCCACCCAAGGAGAAAAUCCCUUCAUUUGGCAGUGCUGGGCUGUGUUGGAAAACAAACUGGGUAACGUAAGAAGAGCCAGAGAGUUGUUUGAUGCAGCCACUGUGGCCGACAAGAAGCAUGUAGCAGCCUGGCAUGGUUGGGCAAACCUGGAGAUAAAACAAGGGAAUAUCAAGAAAGCAAGGCAUCUACUCACCAAAGGCCUCAAGUUUUGCGGCCGAAACGAGUAUAUCUACCAGACUCUUGCCUUGUUGGAGGCCAGAGCUAAUCGGUACGAGCAAGCAAGGUACUUGUUCAAGCAGGCCACCAACUGCAAUCCAAAGAGUUGUGCCAGUUGGUUGGCGUGGGCACAGCUGGAAGUUCAACAGGAAAAUUAUACAUCUGCUAGAAGGCUUUUCGAGAAAGCUGUUCAGGCAAGCCCCAAGAAUAGGUUUACAUGGCAUGUAUGGGGGGUGUUUGAAGCUGGAGUAGGCAACGUUGACCGUGGAAGGAAGCUUCUGAAGAUUGGUCACUCGUUAAAUCCGAGAGACCCUGUUCUUCUUCAGUCCCUUGCCUUGUUGGAAUACAAACACUCGACUGCUAAUAGAGCACGGGCUUUAUUCAGACGAGCAUCAGAAAUUGAUCCACGGCAUCAACCUGUCUGGAUUGCUUGGGGUUGGAUGGAAUGGAAGGAAGGAAACAUGUCAGCGGCUAGAGAACUAUACCAAAGAGCUCUCUCCAUUGACACGGCCACAGAAAGCGCUGCCCGUUGUCUACAGGCAUGGGGAGUUUUAGAGCAGAGAGCUGGGAACCUCUCAGCAGCAAGGAGAUUGUUUAGAUCCUCACUGAACAUUAACUCCCAAAGCUACGUUACAUGGAUGACCUGGGCUCAGCUUGAGGAGGAUCAAGGUAACUCCGUUCGCGCCGAGGAAAUCCGCAACCUUUAUUUCCAACAGCGAACAGAGAUUGUGGACGACGCGUCGUGGGUAAGUGGAUUCUUAGACAUAUUAGACCCGGCCCUCGACAGCAUCAAACGUCUCUUGAACUUUGGCCAGAAUGGCGGCAACUCCUACCGCCAAUCUGAUACUCUCAGAAACGUAGAGAUCCAAUCCGACGAGCAGACAGGCCGUGAAAACACGGAUACUGGAAGUGGUUUCGAUCUUGAUUCGUUUAUUCGUGGGAAACUCUCGCUUGAUCCAUUGAAGCUGGAGGUUGAUAUGGAUUUUUCUCCAGGGAGAAGGCCACCUCCAAGGUGGGUGAAACGUACGAGUACCACCUGAUAAAGUUGAGGGUCAUUGUGUUACCAAAUUCAGAGUUGAGGGUCAUUGUGUAUUUUUUAGAAAAUAUCCAUCGUAAAUUUGUAAUAUUGUAUAAUUAACAAAUCACAAGUGCUUGUACCAAACUACAGAAGAAGAAAAAAAACAAUCAGUAAGUGCGAAUACUAUUGAAAACGAGGGUUGUUGUGUAA
This is a messenger RNA of Tarenaya hassleriana, 2149 nucleotides long. RefSeq names its product protein high chlorophyll fluorescent 107. Gene Ontology annotation, molecular function: protein binding; single-stranded RNA binding; mRNA binding. The record is from RefSeq and is a predicted model, not a curated record. The coding region runs from base 51 to 1961 and encodes 636 amino acids. The transcript has 8 exons. NCBI's taxonomy places the organism in Eukaryota, Viridiplantae, Streptophyta, Magnoliopsida, Brassicales, Cleomaceae. Gene Ontology annotation, cellular component: chloroplast. Gene Ontology annotation, biological process: regulation of translation; mRNA processing.